Molecule: messenger RNA, 5868 nt
Organism: Plasmodium inui San Antonio 1
Lineage: Eukaryota; Apicomplexa; Aconoidasida; Haemosporida; Plasmodiidae
Exons: 1
Coding region: 1-5868 (1955 amino acids)
Source: RefSeq, a predicted model, not a curated record
AUGAGGCAAUAUGACAGUCUAAGCGUCAGGAGGGCGAAGGAAAGCGAGAGCAUCGCUAGCUAUAACAAGAAAGUCACCUCGCUGAGCAGAUUUUCAAGUCGAGAAAAUAAAGCAAAAGAUUUCAAAAUUGACAAAUGGAACGAUGAAGAUAAGCUGAAGCUGUGUGAAAAACGGGUUCUGCACAAGGCAGUUAGUGACAAGAAAAAGAUGCCGACUCUUUUGAGAAGGGUCCACACGAAGCCACAUGCUAGUGCGGGAACACCUACCACACUGCCCAGGAGUGAAGAACGGUGUGGAAGGAUGAACAGGGACAGCCCCAAGGGGUGUAACGUGUAUAGAGCUCAAACAAUGACAAAAACUAUGGCUCGUAGCAGCAACGUGAAACGAAUGGAAAUUUCGGAAACCGCGGGGGUUAUCACCAAAUUAAGCCAGAAAAAGAAAGACACGUUGAAAAAAAGAACAAAGGGUGAAGUACAAGAGGAUGCAAAGAACAGCAGUAAGGAGCCAGCGCAAAUGGGGAAUGAAAAUCCCAGGGAGACUUCCCAUACGGAGGUACUUAACAAAACCCAGUGCAAUCAAAAAUACUCGCCCAAUGUGUUAACGACAAAUACAAGGAGCGCAAAAGGGAUAAUUUUUCAAAACGCGCACAUUUCCGCUUGGGCAAGUAAAACGAAUGAACGUGGCAAAAUAAAUUGCAAAAGGAGUAACAGAGAUAAUAGUAUGCCUUGCAAAUUUUCGGAGUUCACCAAAGGGAUAGAGAAGCCUACUCCGAAAAACAGCGAUUCAAAAUAUUUAGAAGGAAUUUUUAGACCUCCCCAAAUGGCUAGCUUAUCAUCUUAUGGCGUAGAGGAGCAUUUUGCCCAGCAUGCCUUGUCAAGCAGUAGCGAUGCAAAUGGUAGAAGGGAGCCGGGGGGGAAGCAUGAACGAAAAGGUAGCCAUGUGGAGGGGGCUUCCCCAAACAAGCUGAUCAGUCAUUUUGCACAUAAUCCGCAGGACCAUCCUCAGUCCCAUCCGCAGAAUCACAGUUUCAUAGAAAAUUCGAAGGAGAAUAACAUAAGAAGGGAGGACAAUCACUGUGUCAUUCGGAAGGAGGACAAAAGUGGAUAUAUUCCAAUGUGGGACAUAAAUAGCCACAAAAUUAUUGACACAGAUUUUUUUCUUAAGGCCAAAGGUAGGCGUUCCCUCACAGAAAAAAAAAAUAACCAAUACACACAAAAGGAGAUUACCCCACAUGAGCAUCUUCCCCCUUCGAUUAGCCAAAAGGAGGAUGCAAAGUUCAGCGCGUAUAGUUCCAACACGGCCGAUUUGGACAUGAAAAAAAAAUCCCCUGGAAGGGAAAUUCCUACCAAUGUGUUAUUCCCUAAUGAGAGAACCCCAUUAGAUGCAUCAAUUAAGAAAGUGCAAAAUUCUGAACAAGAAAAAAAAGGCCUCAAAAAGGACCAUAUCUAUUUGCAUGCCCUAGGUAGCACAAAUUACCAUCGGGCUAAUUGUGCCAGCCAUUCGAAUUAUAACGAAACUAGGCUCUGCGAAAAUAGGUCUUUGACAGAUAUCAUGUUUAGGGGGAAAAUAAGAAACGAAGGAAAACUCAACACAUAUGGUGGAGGCCCUUCUAAAGGCAACUACAAAUUGGAAGAGUCAUCCACGGUUUAUCACACAAGCGGUGUGAACAGUGUCAAUUGUAUGGAACAGCCCAAAUGGAUGAACCUCCCAUAUAUACAGAAAAAGAGCUCACGUAAUAACGGAGAUAUUAUUCAUGCCAAUAGAAGUACCAAAAUUUUGACCUCCCUCGAGAGUGAUCAUCCCCCCUUCACUUAUAACAACCUCACGCAUGACAUUUCCAAUCAUAAGUUGCCGAGAAGGAGCGGAAAUAUCCACCUUCGCAGUGUGACGAACACAAACGAGUAUUUUAAGAAGAGUGCUGGGUAUGUCGAUAAAUUCAGUGUGGAUAAAUUCAGUAGGGACAAAUGCCGUAGGGAUAAAUGCAGUAGGGAUCAUCUCACCGGAUCGAAAUGGCAAAGUGGUUAUAUAUGGACAAAUCUUAGUAGCCGGCAGGGAGGGCGUGGAACCGAAGUCCACCACAUUUCCCGGGGUGACCAAAUUAGGAGCAACAUCACCGCCGAAUUGGUCAGUCAUGGGGUUGGACCCUCCACGUUGGCAACGCAUAGAGAUUUACUUGCCAAUUCGGCAUGUCGGCCAAGUGAAUCGUCCUGUUUGAGUGGCAACAGUGCUGGAUUUCCCAAUUUGAGUAGGCCCAAUUUGACGAGUCCCGCCUUCCCCCAUGUCCAUCCCAGUCAACCGAACCAACCCGAAUAUGUAAAUGGGAUCCCGCACCUCUUCGAUCCUUCCAAAAUGACGUUAAAAGAAAACCAUCCCAUUUGCACUACGAAGAUGACUAAGGCAACACCAAAUGAACCCCCCCAAAUUGGCCGCGCUGAUGAGGUUAGUCAACAGACAUACAGUGUGUUAAGUGGGCCCAUAAAUACGACCCCAAAUCAUUUCCAGGCCUUUAAAAAAAUAUACAUAGAUCACAGUAUGAGCGAAAUAAAACACAUGAACGGCUAUGUGUUAAAGGAGAGGGAUCCUAAUGUCGACUCAGGCGUGUCAACAUGCAUCUCGCAGGCUAGUGCCAGCACAAUGGAAAAAAUGGGGAUAGAAAGAUUCCUAAAAUGUGACCAACCCCCGAGUGUAAAAAAUGAAAAAAAUUUAAGCGAAAUGCCAGUGGGUGGGAGUGUGCCCCCAAUGAGAGGCUAUUUUCCGAAGCGGGUCUUAGAGGGUAUAGGGGGGAAAAGCCGUGAAUUGAGCGGUCACGUCUACAUGGAAGGGAUUCCUAACGAACCCACCCUCGUGGAUGAUCCCUACGUGGAGGGUAUUAACAUCAGCCCCAACGGGGCCAUGGUUCACAUUCGCACCUACACAAGUGGCGAUGUGAAGGGAGACGUGUGUAAAAAAAACGAACUUUGUAAUAGUAACCUCUUCACUCCUAAAGACAAACACGAUUCUGAGGAUAAAACCAAAAGGAUAAACAUGGUAAUUCAUCCUAAUGGUACUCUUAACAAUUUUGCAAUGAAAAAGAAGCAGGGACAAAACAGUCAUGACGAAAAUGUGAAUACCGGUAAGCAGGCACCAGGACCGGGACAGCUAACAAGCGACUCAUUCUAUAAAAUCCCACUUCGAAACAAAUUCAUCAGUGCGAGUAGCACCAGGGUGAUGCCAAAUGGUGAAGUGCGCCACAGCAGCAAUGUGUUUUUCCCGCCUCCAGUAUGCAGAGGUGUGUCUAAGAGCGUAUUGGGCAGUAAAGCCAGUUUGUCCCUCUCCCGUAUAGCAAAAGAUGGUGCAGUAGCUGCUGGUGAUUUUGACAGGAAAGCGGAAAAGGGGCCCCUUCCAUAUGGACUAGCUCCAAGCAGCAUAGUUAAGGCGGCCCCAGAAAAAUAUUUAACCAACGCGCGUACCCUUCUAAGUAGCAAACGAGUCGAUGAUACUACCCUCCCAUUGCUAAGUAACGGCACUGAUAGAAGCAUCAUGCAAAAUCACCCCUCUGGGAAGACGCAAAACAGGACAAGGGAAUAUCUGCAUGAUGGAGCAACUCCCCCGUACGAGGCGGGAACAACAUUGACCGAUUUGAAUGCGACAAAGGAGAUCCCCAACAGAAAUGGAUUGCCCGUUUGUAAAUCAAUUAGCAACAGUGAUAUAUACAACUACUUAAGGAACAAGCACCCAAAAAGUUUGACGCAUUUUCACCGCACAGUAUCCUACAGGAAUCAGAGCUUGAAAAAGGAGAAAUCCCUCACAGUUGUGUCGCAGAAGGGGGGCACCAAUGCGGUUACCAGUUCGAGGGCAAAGGGGAAAGUGUUGGACGGCGCCAAAUUUUGCGACCACGCCAAAACGAGGGAACAGCUCUUGGACGCUGUGUUCGAAGCAGACUCAAAUCACACCGUAAAAAAGGCAGUCGUGAUUGGCUGCAACUACAUGAGGGAGGAAGAAGGGGAGAGGCUCUACGGGGCAGUUAACGACGCAUACAUUUUCAGUAGAGUGUUAGUUAAGUACUUCGAUUUUAAACCCGAAAAUGUUCUGUUGUUAACGGAUAGUUUACCUUCAAAUGCGUACAUAUAUGAAGAUUUUGACAUAAAUAGAAAGAAGUACAUAAGGCAGGGAGGUAGCCAAAACACAACAAAAGAGGAAGAAAGGAAAAAGAAAAAAAAUUUAUUUCAUGUGUUCAAUACGAGCAGCAUAGGUAGUCAUGAAAAACACGGUGCAGAAAUAGAUAAGUGCAAUUCGUGUAAAAAUUUCACUAUUAAAAAUGUCGAUUUUUCAUCCGAAGGUAUCAGCUUCCAUUUGUGGCCAACAAGGAUAAACAUUUUAAAAGCUGUAAAUUGGCUAGUCAGAGAUUCCCUUCCACUCGGUUCAUACGUUUUUUAUUUUGCGGGGAAGAGUGUGCAAGUGGAUAAUAUGAGUGGAUGGGAGGGGGAAGGUUACGACGAAGCUUUUCUUUGUUCCGAUCCCUUUAACCGCAUGGUAGAACAGAACGUAUUGACAGCUAUUCAGUUGAAAGAUCUAUUGUUAAGUAUAAAUGCCAGUGCCCAAAUGACUAUCGUGCUGGAUUGCUCAGGUUGCCAAACUAUUUUAGACCCAGCUGGGACCGAGAAUUCUCUGUCUUAUAUAAAAGGUUGUAAGCAGAAGGGCAUAUGGCCGAUUACGAACCCGACCAAUAAGGUACAUAAAGCUAUUUACGAUGUAACCAUACUGAAUAAUGCUAGUAUGAAAAAAUAUUUUUGCAAAUCGAGGUACCAUCAAUUGGUAGAAGUAGAAUCCACGGCUGCUAUGAUUGACCCUCUGCUUCAGUCCAUUUCGUCGUUACCCAUUGCGCCCAAGGCUUACUGCUUCUGUGCAUCUACGUGGGAGCAGAUUUCCAUAGAGGGGUUGUUCCCCCUUAUGGAGUUCGCUCGCGUUACACAGAUUAAGGGGAUGGAUACGUUUGUCCACACGGAGGAGAAGAAGAAAGGCUGCAAAAAGAAAGGAGGUGGAAAGGGAGAGACGGGUGGAGAAACCCUCAGCAAGCCAGACGAAAAUUCACCCAAGAAGAGUGCCUACGAGAAAAAUUUCAGCUUCUCGCUAAAUGUGGUGAAGAUGUUUUUUAACAGUAGUAUCGCGGGAGGUAGCAGCGGUAACGAACAUGCACAGGGCGCGACUUCCCUUGAGAGGCGGCAGAAAAACUCGCACAGUGGAGAAUGCGGUAGUGGGACUGCAACGAAGGAACCUGCGUGCGGCGAAACGGGCGACCACGGCGACGAUGGAGAACAGGGGGACCACCGCAAUAACAGCAACCACAGCGACUGUUCCGAGGAUGCCCCGUGCAGCGCAGAAGGAAGCGAGGUGGAGGGAGAAAAUGAUUACGUACUCGUCAGCCACGGAGUAUUCACAUACUGCCUAGUUGAGGCCAUUAUGGAAUUUAAAGAAUCACAAUUGAAAAAUAACAUUUCGGAAAGGAAAAAUCAGCCCCUCCUACCAAUGACUUUAAAAAACUUAAUAAUCCUUGUCCAAAAGAAGGUGGAAAAUGUAAAAAAUGAGAAAUUAAAAAGAUUAAAUCAAAAACCAGAAUUUACCAUCCACCCAGGGGCUAAUGCUAACAGUAAAAAUUAUUUUAUCCAUUAUUGCAAAAAUAUACAAUUUCAAAAUUAUAAAUUUAAUUUUAUAAAUGCGGACCUGUCUCCUUUUUUAAAUGUUAACAAAGCGUGGGAAGAAAUCAACAGGAAUACCCUCAAGAGUAGGAAGUCCCUGUCCGUCACGACUACUCUGAUUAAUUCGGCAUCUUCUAAAUAUUUCUCCGAGACAAAUGAGCAGAUGAAAAGUUGCUACUCAAUGAGGUAUUAG